Messenger RNA from Cornus florida, 1140 nucleotides. RefSeq lists its product as uncharacterized. The record is from RefSeq and is a predicted model, not a curated record. The transcript has 4 exons. Bases 1 to 1140 code for a protein of 379 amino acids. Lineage: Eukaryota; Viridiplantae; Streptophyta; Magnoliopsida; Cornales; Cornaceae.
AUGGAUGUCCUCUCAUCUAUUAUCAACAAAGCCAUUGCUGAGAACCCCCAAUUCAAGUACCAUUGGAGAUGUAAAAGUAACAAGAUUUCUUACUUAUGUUGUGUUGAUGAUCUUAUGCUUUUCUGUAAUGGAGACCCACACUCCGUUGAGAUUUUAGUUAAUAGUAUUCAUAAGUUCUCUAGCUUGUCUUGCCUCAAGCCUAACCUGAACAAGAGCAACAUUUUUACAGCUGGCAUUCCUUUGGAGACAGUGAGUGGUAUGAUCACAGCUUCUGGGUUCGAGAUUGGGCACUUCCCUUUUAGAUAUCUUGGUGUUCCCCUAUCUACAUUUAGGCUUCUUGCUAAUGAUUGUAGAAUCUUGGUUGAGAAGAUCACUUUUAGAAUCUCCAGCUGUGCCUCCAGAUUUCUUUCUUAUGCAGGAAGAUUACAACUUAUUCGAUCAAUUCUCAUCAACAUCCAUGCCUAUUGGGGUAACAUUUUUAUGCUUCCUCUUCAGGUGACUAAGCAAAUCAAUUGUGUUUUAAAGAACUUCCUUUGGACUGGCCAGGAGAUAAAGGACACUGAAGCAAAGAUUAACUGCUAUGCAGUGUGCAAGCCUAAAAACUAUGGUGGUCUUGGCCUUCCUAACAUUGUUUCCCUUAAUAGGAUCUCAAUUCUCAAGCACAUUUGGAAUCUGUUUUGUGAUAAUGGCCAAUCCCUCUGGUUGCUCAAGCUUAAGGGCAUGGCUAGGGCUUUUAUCAAACACCAUGCAGGGAAUAGAGUGGAUUUUGCAACCAUCUCUAAUCACCUUUGGGAUAUUAAAUCCAAGGUCAGCUGUUUGAUCAGGCAUGGACAAUGGAGAAUCCCAAACUACUUCAGGAAUAUUAUUGGUGCUAAUGAAACCAUUCCCCCUAUUAAUGGUGGUUUUCCUCCUUUAUUUGGGAUUAUGUUCAGCACACGUGUGGUGUGUAUUGUGGUGAUCGAAGCUUCCUUUUCAUGGGACAAUGGAUUGGAACAGUUUGGAAUGCUGAAUAUCAUCGAGGACUGUGUUCGUUCUCGUUUCCUCUCUAUCAAGGCUAAGGACUCCACCAGCUCGAGAGUUAUCGCUGCCGAAUGGGGAAUCCCUAGUUUGAUCAAUGGCGAUGAGGUUUCAUCUGAGUGA